UAUUAGUGUAAAGUGUAAAAUAAGUGUAAUCAACAUGUCUUACAAAAUUAUAAACUUAAUUGUCGUCCUUGUGAUUAUUGGCGCUACUCAUGGAAAACCUACCAUCUAUAGCUAUGAAAAUGCUACUUUACCUGAAGACUGCAAGAAGAAUUACUGCUUCUCGCGUUCCCAAUACUAUCCUACUGAACUCAUAGAUGACAUGCUCGUAGAACUAGACUACAAUAUGAACGAGGAUGACGAUUUUAUCACCAAAAGAAUUAGUGACAACGCCGACUCCGAGAAUGAUUGCGAGAAAAACAGCUAUUAUCAACCUGUCUACCAAAUAAUUGACGAGAACGAUCAAGUGCGGUACGUUAUACAAUCAAAGAAGUUCAAACAAGUCGUUCGAAUUGAAGAAUGCUUGUAUCCCGGACGUAUCACCUCUGACUCGAAGCAUUUUACUGAGACUGAACUCAAAUUUAUCCAUCUCGCUUGCGCUGAGACAUACCUCGACUAUGCCUUCUUGGUUCUGUCUCUAAAUGGCACCAAAAUGGAAAGCGUGAGGGCUAAAGGUGGUAUACCAGUAUACUGUGCUUGUAAACUUAUGAGCUUGUACUAGAAAUUAAAAGAUCAUUACGAGUCUGAUUCCCUGGUACAUAUUACGUUCCACAGUGAAGUGAUGAAAUACAGAAAGCAUAGAAAACACGACCUUCUGAUGCCACCAUUUUAUUCUAGUCAACGUGGGCGCCUAAAAAUAUAAGAAUAUAAGAUACCAUUUAUGAAAGAAAUGAAAAGACUUGACUGUAUUGUUCUCAUAAUCUUAUAUUUUUUAGUCCCAAAGCGUCCAAAUGCGUGUAUUUCUUUUAACAUAAACAGUUACCGAAGUACACCAGAUUUGCAAAUGCUGAACAGUAUUGUUCUGGCUAGAGAUAGCUGGAUAUGUAGCAAAAAAGAGAGGCUGUCCUUAAAUCGAGACGGAUGGUCAGAAUAGAAACAUCACAUGAGUGGAUAAAAAGAAAAUUAUUUAAUUGAUUUCGAAUUUAUUUAUAUUUAAAUAGUACCGAAGAGUAUUAGUCAACUAAAGACGUCCUUGUUUGAUUAAUAUUUGUAGAUUAAUAUAUUGACGUAAUAUUUACGUCAUAGGCACAUUUUAGUGUUAUAAAGGAAGUAAUCUGUACUGCGGUUUCCAUUUUUAAAAUAUGAAUACUACUUUAUAUGGACAGAGUAACGUAUUGUCAUUGUCACACAAUGCAUUAGUUUGUACAAGCAAAUUCAGCAACUAUGACUGUAUAGCAUAUUUCCUGCGUCAAUCCGUAGUCACGUAGAGUAAGAAUUUUUAAAUGAAUAAUUUUUUUAUUUGCGCCAUUGCAUCAUCGUAUAUCAAUAGUAUUUUAUGCGGGAAUGAGUCAUGUUAUUAUAAAUAUAUUAUAGGAAAAAAUAAUACUUAUUGAAAUAAUAAUAAUGUUUUGAGUAAUUGACUUAAAUUCUAAUAUGGCUAACAUUUCAGCUUUUUGACAGUAUUUUUUUUUCUCAUAAUGAUUGAUUCAAUAUCGCCAAUUGUCAUAAGAUGUAUUAAAAAUGCUUUUAUGGUUAAAAGUGUCAACAUAUUAAGGUAUUAUUUUCUAUUUGUUACUGCAGGCAGUUGCAAUGAACAUAGUAGAUAUAUAAUAUAUUAUAGA
This is a messenger RNA of Achroia grisella, 1658 nucleotides long. RefSeq lists its product as uncharacterized. NCBI's taxonomy places the organism in Eukaryota, Metazoa, Arthropoda, Insecta, Lepidoptera, Pyralidae. The record is from RefSeq and is a predicted model, not a curated record. Bases 35 to 598 code for a protein of 187 amino acids. The transcript is spliced from 6 exons.